CCCAGCUGUCUUGAAAAACACCCAGUUCAGGGAUGUGACCAUGAGAGCAUUUUUUUAGUGGGACCCUACUUAGUGGGUCCAGGUGCCAAGUGGGCUAGCUAAGUGAUACAGCCCUUGCCCUGACAGCCUGCAUCCCAUCUAAUUGUUGAAGGCAGCAUUUCAUCCACUACGUGUUUGGGGCUAGACUGUAAUGAAAUGAUAUCACCCCAAAGAGGCUAGUGGAAUUCCUGAGUAUUGUGGGAGGGUGGCAAAAAUGUCUUCUGUAGGGCCACAUUUGGCGCCAUGCCUCCAGCUGGAGGGCCCCGCUUGAGACAUGCAAGAACUUUUACUUAGAAGACGGACGGCAGAGAGGGCUGAGAAGUGUCCGUGCCGGAGCUUGUGGAACAGAGAAUCUUACUGUUGAGUCUGGAAAGGUGGAGUGUUUUGGAAGCAAUGGGCAGACUACACACUCCACUCCAUUGGUCCAGCUCACGUAUUGGAGCUGACUUUCCAUAGGAAGGCUGUCAAGUGAAAAGAUAUUUAAUUGUGAUGAAAAUAUUAGGAAGGUCUCUCUGACACAGAAGGUUGUCGCAGAGCCAGUAUGAGCGACGAGAACAAGGAGUGGGCAAUCCUGAGCCCGGAGGACUUCACCCAACUGCAGAAGUACAUUGAUUACAGCACCAAGAAGGUUAAAGAUGUUCAGCAAGAGUUCUAUGGGGAUGGUACAUCUUGCCCUCACUUGGUUGAAGACACAAUAGAUUUUGAAGCAUUCAAAUCCUUUUUGAAAACAUACCUGGAAGUAGAUGACAUUCCCAACAAUCUCUGUGAGCGUCUCUUCAUGUCUUUUCAAGCAACCCCAAUUGAGAGCAAAAAAAGUGGGGAGGAUGAGACAGAAGGCAUAAAAGGUAGUGGCCGUAUCAGUCUAAAUGAUGUGUCCUGUUAUUUCUCUUUGCUGGAAAGUGGCACUGCUGAGGAUAAACUGGCAUUCACCUUUAAAUUGUAUGACAAAGACAGCAAUGGUCUUCUGGACAGCUCUGAGGUGGACAGGAUUAUAACACAAAUGAUGCGUGUAGCGGAAUAUCUGGACUGGGACAUCACGGAACUCAAACCUAUGUUAGAGGAGAUGAUGAGACAAGUGGACUAUGAUGGAAAUGGAAUAGUCUCUUAUGAAGAAUGGGUUAAAGGAGGACUCACAACAGUGCCUCUGCUGGUGCUUCUAGGAAUGGAAGUUAAUAUAAAAGACGAUGGGCAGCACCUGUGGCGCCUGAAGCAUUUCAACCGCCCUGUGUAUUGCAAUGUGUGUGAAGCUCUUCUUUUUGGGGUCAGGAAGCAGGGCCUGUGUUGCACUUUCUGUAAGUUUACCGUUCAUGAACGCUGUGCCCGCAAAGCGCCUAAUUCCUGCAUAAGCACGUAUGCCAAAUCACGCAAGGAUUUCAGCGAGCAGGCCCAUGUUUGGAUGAGAGGUGGAUGUGAGGCCAGCAAGUGUGACAAAUGCCAAAAAAAAAUAAAAAGUUUCCAGAGCCUGACUGGGCAGCGCUGUGUGUGGUGUCAUACAAAGGUUCAUGAUGAAUGUGCCUCAUCCCCACUGUGUGAUGGUGGAAUCUUAAAGGACCACAUAUUACCUCCUGCUUGCAUAUAUCCAGUAAUCCUGGAACGACAGAAUAGCCAAAAAAAUCUUCUAGCUUCCUCAGAAGAAGCAUCACAGACGUUUAGUACCCCAGAAGGACAAGUCCUGCGGAUUGCCCCAUUACCAGGUACACACCCUCUACUUGUCUUUGUAAACCCAAAGAGUGGAGGGAAGCAGGGGGAAAGAGUGCUGAGGAAAUUCCAGUAUCUGCUAAAUCCCAGACAAGUCCAUAACUUGAUAAAGGGAGGCCCUUCCCCAGGGCUGAAUUUUUUCCGGGAUGUCCCAGAAUAUCGUAUCUUAGUAUGCGGCGGUGAUGGAACAGUCGGUUGGAUCCUGGAUGCUAUUGACAAGGCAAACCUUCCAUAUAGACCACCUGUAGCUGUGCUGCCCCUCGGUACAGGAAAUGACCUUGCGCGAUGUCUCAGCUGGGGAGGUGGUUAUGAUGGAGAAAAUCUAAUGAAGUUCUUGAAGGACAUUGAAAAGAGUGUACCCAUUAAAAUGGACAGAUGGAACAUUGAGGUUAUACCUGAAAACCCAGAUGAGAAGGGAGACCCAGUUCCUUACGAGAUUAUAAACAACUACUUUUCCAUUGGGGUGGAUGCAUCUAUAGCUCACAGAUUCCAUAAUAUGAGGGAAAAAUAUCCAGAGAAAUUCAAUAGCAGAAUGAAGAACAAAUUGUGGUAUUUUGAGUUUGCUACAUCAGAGACUGUUUUCUCUACCUGUAAAAAACUUAAAGAGGUCAUUACAAUUGAGUGUUGUGGCUCCCCGUUGAAACUCAGCUCUCUGUCCCUGGAAGGCAUCGCAGUUAUAAAUAUUCCAAGCAUGCAUGGGGGUUCCAACCUAUGGGGAGAGACUAAGAAACACUGGGGAGAACCUCGCAAUGCUUCAUGUCAUAAUGCCCCUGAAGCCAUUACUGACCCUGAUGCCUUAAAGUCAUGUGUACAAGACCUCAGUGACAAGAGGCUGGAGGUAGUAGGACUUGAGGGUGCUAUUGAGAUGGGGCAGAUUUAUACUGGACUGAAGAGUGCUGGCAAACGACUUGCAACAUGUUCUGAACUAACAAUAAGGACCACAAAGCCCCUCCCAAUGCAAAUUGAUGGCGAGCCCUGGAUGCAGCCACCCUGCACGAUAAAAAUCACACAUAAGAACCAGGCACCGAUGCUGCGUGCCCCUGCGCCCCGUUCUUCAAGCUUUUUCUCCCUGAAGUAAACUUUUAUUCCUGCUGUUGACCUAUACUGUAUUUAAGCCAGGAGCCUAUUUGCUAGUCAACACUGCCUUAUCCUUCCCCACUUCCUUUUGUUGGGUUUGUCAAGUCCUGCCUUGCCAUUUUCCCUUUCCCACCAACCCAGAUUCUGGAGCUUCUGAUCCACCCAGCAGACUGCUCUUGUUAAACUGGCUUAGGCAUCAGAGUGAAAAGCAAGAGCUCAAGACUGUGGAAUUGUCAGAGCCCCUGUUUAAUAAUGUAUAUAUAUUUUAGAAUGUAUUGCUGAGAUCUUAAAGAUAUAUAUAUAUAUAUAUAUGUAUGUAUUUAGUCUUUCUUGUAAAGGCCAAGCUACUGUAUACACCUUUUAGUAAGGUUCUUAACUUGUGGGGACCAGACCAUUAUGAUUUGAGUGUCCUGGACCAAAUAAUAGUCAUUUUAGAAAAAAGAAAAGUCAUUAAAUGCAGAUUUCUGCUUAUAGAAAAAGGAACUUUGUUCUAUCUACAACUGUAACACUUACAGAUAAGAGAUAUAUAUGUCAUGCUGUACCACAUGACUUAUGUACUAGAGUCAUUUUUCAGUUUUGCUGCCCUUACUUGCAGUAGAUACAUAACGAUCAGUCAUAGACAAAACAAAGAGUUGUACGUGUGCUUUCCAGGCACAUCCCACCCAGUUACAGCACUAUAUGUAGAACCUAUUCAAUGACAAUAAAAUGCAAUAUGUGCUAUUAAAUCUCAUCCUUUUAAAGAGG
Molecule: messenger RNA, 3558 nt
Organism: Xenopus tropicalis (tropical clawed frog)
Lineage: Eukaryota; Metazoa; Chordata; Amphibia; Anura; Pipidae
Gene: dgka
Product: diacylglycerol kinase alpha
Exons: 26
Coding region: 581-2815 (744 amino acids)
Biological process (GO): phospholipase C-activating G protein-coupled receptor signaling pathway; glycerolipid metabolic process; signal transduction
Cellular component (GO): cytosol
Molecular function (GO): ATP-dependent diacylglycerol kinase activity; calcium ion binding; kinase activity
Source: RefSeq, a predicted model, not a curated record